CCCAUUAAUCCUCCAUUAAUCUGUGGGCAUUAUCCAUCACUUUCCAUGAUCACUUUCCACCUGUGCUUUCCACUUUCCUGGUCUUCAACGGAAUAAAUAAAAAAAGUAAACUAUUAAAAACAAGGGCCAUAGGGCAUAGGUCUGGCAUAGGCAACAAAAACUAUUUCUGCAGUGCAAGAGCAUCAUUUUUUAAGUCAUAUUUAAGUUUUUAUGUUAUUUUUACAGUGCUUUGAACAGAUUAUCAAUUUUUAAUGGUUUUGAUAUCUCUAUAAUCAAUUAUAGGUUCCGAUUUAUGAACCAUGGCCGAUGAUAUACUUCUCGAUUUGUUACAUUCCGAAAUUGUUCAAUAUGUAGUGGGAAACAAUGAUAACAUGAAGGAUGAAGAUUUGUCUACUCUUGAAUACAUUGGAUUUUCUACUGGAUAUAGAAUUAUUGAAAGGUUGACUAAAGAAAUGCCUCGUUUCAAAGAUGAAUUAGACACAAUGAAAUUUAUAUGUACUGACUUCUGGUCGGCCGUGUAUAAGAAACAAAUAGAUAAUUUAAGGACCAACCACCAAGGCGUUUAUGUUUUGCAAGAUAAUGUAUUUAGAUUUCUGAGCCGACUCUCCAAUGGAAAACAGUAUUUAGAAGUGGCUCCAAGAUAUGUUACUUUUACAUGUGGUGUAAUUAGAGGCAGCUUGGCAAAUCUGAAUAUUCAGUGUUUGGUCACCGCUGAGGUACAAAGUUUGCCUUCCUGUAAAUUUCAUAUACAAGUGCAAAGGACAUAAUUUGUAUGUAUUAUUAUUUUUAUGAUUGUUUUAUUAUAUAUAUGUUUAUAAAUGUUUAAUGAAAAAUAUAUAAGUAAAUUAAACACUUUAACUA
This is a messenger RNA of Sitophilus oryzae (rice weevil), 861 nucleotides long. It is a transcript of the gene Trs33, whose product is annotated as trafficking protein particle complex subunit 6b. The transcript has 3 exons. NCBI's taxonomy places the organism in Eukaryota, Metazoa, Arthropoda, Insecta, Coleoptera, Curculionidae. Gene Ontology annotation, biological process: endoplasmic reticulum to Golgi vesicle-mediated transport; regulation of GTPase activity. The coding region runs from base 300 to 767 and encodes 155 amino acids. Gene Ontology annotation, cellular component: trans-Golgi network; TRAPP complex; cis-Golgi network. The record is from RefSeq and is a predicted model, not a curated record.